AUGGAACUUCUACAAGUUCGAACGACGUUCGCCGAAUUUUUUCGGGCCGGACUGGCACCGCUUGCUCUAAUUAUUGCUGCUUUUUGGGCAUAUCAGAUAAUAUAUAACCUUUAUUUCCAUCCGCUCUCCAAGAUUCCAGGCCCCUGGAUCGCCGCUAUUAGCGAUAUUCCGUACUGUUCGUGGAUGCUCGGAGGUCGCCAACCUUACAAGUUACUUGAACUACAUAAUAAAUAUGGCCACGUUGUCCGCGUCGCGCCAAACGAGGUGUCCUUUAACACCGCCCAGUCAUGGAAAGAUAUCUAUGGCCAGAAGCCCGGUCGCCAAAUAUUCAUAAAGGGAACUUUCUACGACGGCGGUAACUUUGCUGGAAACGGAACCAGUUCGAUUAUAAGCGAGAGAAGACCGGAAGUCCACAAGGAGAUGCGAAGUAGUCUAGCUGGCGCCUUUUCCGACCGCGCCAUCGUAGAGCAGGAAUCUCUUGUUGCUGCCUCUGUCGAUAAACUUAUCCGGCUAGUUGGCAUCAAAGGCUCCACGGAAAAGGGGGUUGAUAUAUCGACACUGUUCGAAUCGAUGACUUUUGAUAUUACCGGCGAUCUUGCCUUCGGGGAGACAUUUGGUGCGCUGGAUAAUGAUGAACGACACCCUUGGAUAUCUACAACCCUGGAUGGUUUGAUGCAAGGCGUGUUCAUAGAUAUUUUCAGCCGCUAUCCCACUCUCGGCGCGAUUCUUCGUGUACUCAUGCGCUCCAGAUUCAAGAAAGCUGUGGAGGGUGUUAGAACUAACGAACGGUUAUGUUAUGAGCUUGUUAAACGGCGGAUAACAAGAAAAACAGAUCGCAAAGACUUUUUAACACGAAUUCUCGAGGACAGAGAUCCUAGAAUCGUAUCCGAUAGGCAAAUUGCUGCUCAUUCCUCUGACUUUGUCGUUGCCGGGAGUGACACCACUGCGUCCAGUUUGGCUGCUAUAGUCUACUACCUCCUGCAAAACACCUAUACUCUGGCGAAGCUGAGAGACGAAAUCCGAGGAACGUUCAAGAAAUACUCGGACAUUAGCUAUCUUUCCACCGCGUCAAUGCCCUACCUUCGUGCGGUCAUCCUAGAAGGGAUGCGUUUAUAUCCCCCGACACCAAUGGGGCUCCCUCGACUUGUACCAGAUGGUGGAGACAUAGUCGAUGGUUGCCCUCUUCCUGGAGGGAUUACCGUAUAUACGAGUCCCCUUUCAGCCAGUCUAGCCUCGGCAAACUUCCAAGACCCGUGGUCAUUUAAACCAGAACGAUGGCUCGAAUCUAAAGGAAGCGACAGCCUAGAUUGCAGUCAGCCAUGGUCAUUAGGUCCUAGAGGAUGUAUCGGUAGAAAUCUGGCGUGGCUAGAGUUGCGGACUACGCUUGCGAAGUUGCUCUGGGUCUAUGACCUCCAACUCGUCGAUCCAACCCUCGAUUGGCACGGCGAGUCUAGGAUGCAGACCUCUUUAUGGCAAAAGCCAGCUUUAAUGGUCCGUGCACAUAAUAGGGGGGAUAGGGGGGCUAAUAUUGAAUGA
Daldinia vernicosa is the source of this 1536-nucleotide messenger RNA. RefSeq names its product benzoate 4-monooxygenase cytochrome P450. Gene Ontology annotation, molecular function: monooxygenase activity; iron ion binding; oxidoreductase activity, acting on paired donors, with incorporation or reduction of molecular oxygen. The record is from RefSeq and is a predicted model, not a curated record. NCBI's taxonomy places the organism in Eukaryota, Fungi, Ascomycota, Sordariomycetes, Xylariales, Hypoxylaceae. The transcript has 7 exons. The coding region runs from base 1 to 1536 and encodes 511 amino acids.